CUUCUUCGUUCACGGCCGCCUUUCUCUCUGUUCCUGGCCCCAACUACCGCUUCUUCUUCCUUGCCCAAACUUGCCGUGGGCAUUUAGGCAAGCGGGUGCCGGGAGUUGGACCUGCGGGCUCCUACCAUGGACAGCCGUCGAAAGAGGCAGCGCAGGACGUCGAAGCGGUGCGUGUCAGAAGAAGUCAGCAGCGUGGCGUGGGAGUUCAUCGACAUGACGGAGCAAGAAGAAGAUCUCAUCUACAGAAUGUACAGGCUCGUGGGUGACAGGUGGGAUCUGAUCGCAGGGCGCAUUCCCGGGCGCAAACCGGAGGAGAUAGAGAGGUUUUGGAUAAUGAGGCACGGCGAGGGCUUCGCCGCCAAGAGACAUGGGAGAUACAGCUGACAGGGAUGACCGUACUCCAUUCUUUUUUUUUGUGCUCCUUCCUUUUUCUUGAUCAUAGGACCUGUUUGAUGAGUUGUGUGUGUUCAUGUUUGUGCACCUGAGCUGCUUGAAGUGUGUGGGGGAAGGUCUUCUGGGGUUAAUCCAUCUGUUGUACACAUUUUGUAUCCAUCCACAGGAGCUAAUGAAUUGGUAUUCAUAUAA
Messenger RNA from Musa acuminata AAA Group (dessert banana), 585 nucleotides. Its product is annotated as transcription factor TRY. Gene Ontology annotation, molecular function: transcription cis-regulatory region binding. The transcript is spliced from 3 exons. NCBI's taxonomy places the organism in Eukaryota, Viridiplantae, Streptophyta, Magnoliopsida, Zingiberales, Musaceae. The record is from RefSeq and is a predicted model, not a curated record. Gene Ontology annotation, cellular component: nucleus. Bases 127 to 384 code for a protein of 85 amino acids. Gene Ontology annotation, biological process: cell differentiation; regulation of DNA-templated transcription.